AGAACCUCUCUUUCUUUCAGGGCUACCUUCACGUGUGGAGGAAUGAGACGACGUUCUCCGAAGACGAGCUGGCGGAGCUGUUCAACAACAUCGAGGGGAUCUAUGCUUUCAAUAGGUCUCUCUGCGAAGAGCUGAACACCUGCCGGCUUGACGCCGUCUGCAUCGCCCGCUGCUUCGUCAACAACACGACCGGCUUCUCCGUCUACACGUCCUACUGCACCGGUUACCCUCGCACCAUGGAGCGGCUGGCUGCCAUGGCGUCCAAACCCCAAAGCGCCAGAGAGUUCAGGGAAAGGCAGCUGGCGUUGGGACACCCGCUGCCGCUGGCGUCGUAUCUGCUCAAACCAGUGCAGAGGAUUCUGAAGUAUCACCUAUUGCUGCAGAACGUGGUGAAACAAUGCGCAUCCAGCGAGACGGAGUACGCUUUACUGAAGAUGACGGGCAUCGCUCAGCACAUUGAUGACAUGAAGCGGCGGCAUGAACACGCUGUUAGGGUCCAGGAGAUCCAGUCGCUUCUCUACGGAUGGAACGGUCCAGAUUUGACUACGUACGGAGAGCUUUGCGCCGAAGGAACAUUUAGGGUGCUCGGGGCUAAAGGCAUGAGACACGUGUUUCUCUUCGACAAAAUGCUUCUCGUCACGAAGAACAGGGAAGACGGCAUCUUGGCGUACAAGUCGCAUAUUAUGUGCAACAACAUGAUGCUAGUGGAAUCCAUAGCGGGGGCGCCACUGUCGUUCCACGUGAUACCGUGGGACGCGCCGCGCGCGCAACUCACGCUGCAGGCGCGCUCGCUACGGCACAAGCGAGAGUGGACCUUAUUGCUGAAGAGGGUUAUUCUGGAGAACUACAACGCUGUCAUACCGUCCCACGCUAGACAGCUGGUGAUGGAGUUGGGUCAAAAUAAAACUGACGAUGAUAUGCUGGCUGAAAAAUCUCACAACCUCAUCACUCAAGCUUCGAUGAGAAAACAACUAUCGGCACCGGAGUAUCUCGAGAAGCGAAAAAUAGACAGAGAAAGAAGAAAAUCCUUCGAAAACGGCAUCAGAGGCCGCUUGAAAAAGGCCAAUAGAAAAUACACAUUACCUAACUCUAGGUCCGAGUCCAGAGAAUGUGACUGCACUCAAGUUUCAGCAGAAAAGGGCACAGAUUACACUUGUGAGAGUUGCUACGUAGACCUCUGCUCGGACUGCGAAACUGAACUGUCCAAAGACAAAAGAGAAGAUAAAUGUGGCUGCAGAAAUGAAGACGGAGAAGUGACUGGAGAGAAAUGCCCAGAAUGCGAUAGAUCUCUACAUUACAUCGAUUCUGGUAGCGCUGAACGUUUAGAACGAAAAACAUCGGACUGCAGAUGUUCUGACUUCAAAUCUUCCCAAGAGAGUUUCAGCAAAGAAAUAAAUAGUCCUCUAAAUAAAACAAGAGGCUACCAUUCUUCUGAUAAUAUCGUAGGUUACACUGAAAGCGGCAAAAGCAGAGAAGAUUUGAGCGACACCAACAAUUCUUUAGUCAAUGUACGUAAUAUCCCGAAAACAUGCCUCAAAUGUGCGAAGAUCAAAGAAAAUAUUGCGGUCACUGAUUCAAUGACAACAAUCCAUUCAAGAAAAUCCAGAUGUAAUGAUACAGAAAAAAGUAAAACAGAUACGUUGAGAUCCAAAUCUAAAGACGACCCUCAAAGAUCCAAGUUGUCUAAAAUAGGAACAUGGAGACGAAAGUCUGAGCCUGGUUUGCCUCCAAAUACUAGUGUCACAAAGAAAUCCCAAGACAGUGACAGCGAACGCACCGAAUCUAGGGGUUGUGAAAAGAUAGAGUUUGAAUGCAGAAAUUGUGGCUCUAACAAAAUAACAAGGAAAGUAAGAAACACUGACGGAACCAUUAUAUCCGAUCCCGAAUUAGACAGCAGAAAGAGAACUCUUAAUGGUUCUAAUAAACUGAAUGUAGAAAUAAGAAUGUACAAUACAAAAAACAUACCAAAGAAAAUUUCUAAACUGAAGAAAAAUAGAGCGAAAGGCUUGAGACUUGGCUCCGAUACAACGGCUAAGUUUUAUGCUGAUUUCUCCACGGACGUGUCUACUGAGAAUAUCUUACACAUAUCAGAAUCAAACGAUAGUUUGAAUGUAGACAAGACAAAAGACGUCACUCAAAACUCGGCUAUACCUGAAACGAUUAGCAAGGAUGAAGAUAUCGACGAAGAAACAUACAAGAAGCUGAUAGAAAAAACUGAUUCAUUCAAAAAGAAUGAAUUAGAAAAAGUUAAGUACUUAAACAAACAAAAAGUGAUAACUGAAGGUACAGAAGCUGAGGAAAAAUCAUGUGAAAUUGAUGAAAGUCGCGAAGAGAUUCAAGAGAGCUGUGAAGAGAGUGAACAACCACUGGAACAAAUAAUAUCACAAUUAUUGAUGCAAAAUCGGGAGUUCCAGAAGUUAUUGAAGAAGCAACAACAAAAAAGUAGUGCGAAUAGACGACACCAACGGCUUUUAAAGUCACAUUCCAACCCAGAGCACGUCAUCAUAGCUCGUAAUACUGACUCUGUAAAACUUAAACCUAAAUACGGACGACAGACUUCAGAAAAUAUAGAUUUCAGUAAUCCUGACGAACAUCAUGAGGAUAUUGUUGACCAUGCUGUGCCAAAUCCACGUAUUGAGAUUGAAAAUGUCUCUGAUGAUGAUCAUAUCUACGAGACUUUGCGUGUGGAGAAUAGAGAUGACGAAGAAUUACACAUCUUGAAUAACAAAAGUAAAGUAAUACAACAUCAUCCACAUGUAACGAGACCUAAGAGGUUACCAUCACCUCCAACUCAAACAAACUUGCCUGAGAACAUUACAAGAACUGGCCCAGAAUCUGAUUAUGUAUACCUUUCAUUUGAUAGACUCAAUAACACGCAAGAUGAUGACGGCAUUUAUGACGUUCCUGUCAAAUCUCCAGAAAAAGUUGAAAGACAAGUGAAAACCGAUUAUUAUGUCGCUAUGGAACAUCAAGGUCCUCCUAACACAAACGAAGAGAAUCUUUACGAUAAUCUUCUUGAAGUUUGUAGAAGGAAAAAGGACAUACCAGACACAUUACCGACUGACUAUUUGCCCAUGAGUCCAGACCAACAGAGUCCAAAUACACCUGAGAUAUGGUUGAGUCGACAGAAAGAACACUUCAAUGUUUCACGGGAUAGAAAAUCAGGAUCACUCCCCAGAAGUUUUCAAGUAGUCACAAGUACACAGGAAGAAAACAAUUUGAAUACAUUUAAAUAUAAACCAAAUAGCAAUAGUAAGACUUACUUGAAUAGAGAUGGCAAAGUCAUGAGCACUGAUCGACCUUUUACUAUUGCUUCAGACAAAAGUGAAAUAAGUUACGAUGAUGUCGAAAAUUACAUGAGUGAAGGUGACAUACUGAAGUUCGCCAAAAAUAGUAAGGGGUCAGAAUCUGAAUUCGCUCAAAAUAUCAGUCAAUCCACAUUAGAGCUGGAAGAAGAGAUCGAUAGAUGUUAUAAAAACAAUUUCGAAGAAAUCAAGUUAGACAAAAAUAAAAAUGAAAAUCUCUUAACAGUUUCCCAACCUAAUUUGAAUACAUCGACGACAUCUUCUUGUGAAGUUCUGCCAAUAGUUCGCAAUGACGAAAAGCCGGCUGAAAUAGAAGUGAUACAUCCAGAGCAUAAGAUCUACAAGCCAACAAGUAACAUACUAUCACUCAGGAAUGUGCUAAGUCGAUUUAAAAAUAAAACACCUAAUAAGAACAGUGAUGAUGGUGAAGUCAACGCAAAUGAUCAAAGUAGUCCUGACAGUGCAAAGUCUGAUCUAAAGAGUCCAACCAAUGAGAAAAGAUCUGCUUUGAAUCCGAGAAGCUAUUCGAAAAACUUACUUCAAAGAUUCAAGAGUAUUAUUGGCGACGAACAUCCUGAUGAUAAUCACAAUAAACCAGAAAUAUCUAAAAGUCAAAUACCAACAGAAGAUACACAAAACAAUUUGAUCAAAAGUGACAUAAAAGUAGUUAUAACUUCGACAGAUGUUAGUCUUUCAACUUCUAUUACACAGGCCAACAAAGUUGAUGCCCUCAGUAAAAGUGUGUGUGAACACACUACACUUACUGAGAGUCAAGAUGAAAAGAACAACAUGGAACUAUUAUCUCAGAGUUGUGACAAUAUCAAUCAAAAGCCAGAAGCUUUGCGUCCUACUUAUGAGAAAAGUGUAAGUUUAGUGACAAAUUUAACCACAUCCAUUAGCAGUACUUCAUCACCUUCCAAAUCAAACAAUAGUUCUUAUCAGAGCCUGAACAAAUUGCCUAUUUACAUGCAAGGUAGUAAACAUUUAGGUGCCAGGAUAGCUCAGUCAGAUUACGUUGAUCCUAUGACACUGGUCAGUGAGAAAUCGACUUUCAAAAAUGUCAACGUUCUGAUUAAUAAAAACGCUGUAAGACCCGAUAGUCUGUUUUCUAAUUCGUCUUUUGUGACUUCGUCAAGCGAAGGUGCAUAUCAAGAGUGUAAGACAAAUAACAAUCAAACUACUACAGAUAAAGACAAGACUCUUGAUUCUCCGAUGCAGGCAAAUGCCGAUGAGAGCUAUUACGAGAAGAGCUUCGAAAAGAUAGAACACAUGACAGACGAAGACGUGUUCAGAGAUUCAGCAGUUUAUUCGGACCAAGAAGAUGUCGAUGAAUCUAAGACUGAAACCGGCUCUAAAGUCAGCAGGAUUGUAACACGGGUCGAAAGUAUGAAACGUAACACUUCAUUUAGAACUCAAAAAAGCACCAUUGUUACAAAUGUGAGCGAGAGAAUAAGUAAUAGUCGUAUAACAGUAACAACGAAUAAAGCUCAACACACAGAAACACACACUGCACAGAGAGUAGAUAUAGUAGAAAAAGUUAAACCUAAGAUAGCUCCACCCGUUCCAGUUAAGCCAAAAAUUUCAAAUAUUCCAUCUGCAACAUCUUUCCAAACAAAACCUAUUGGCAUUAACCGAAAUACUUCGUUGGCUAAAAAUCAAGAAAGAACAUCUUCCUCAGAAUCAGUAAAUAUGAAAACAAUUAAACGUAAUACUAACUUUAAACCUUCCGUCGUAAGAUCAGAGUCUACUCCUAGCGACAAACCAAAAGUUGGCGACGAAAAACCUAAACAAGAUGACUCAAAAACAACCGAAGGAAUGGAUGAUACUAAAUUGAAACCUCCUGGUAACAUCCAAAUAAAAAGACUUAGCUUUGAAAGAGCAAGCCUCGAUUCCGCGACGAGAAAAAUUAAGGCAGCUGAAAUCAAAAAGCCUUUAGAACAGCCGAAAACGUCGAAGUCCGUUUUGGAAAGGCGAAUGGAGAUCGAACAAAUGUCUAAGAGCCAAAUAGUGAAGCCCAAUCAGGGUAUAAAGAAGCCUAAUCAAUUAGUUAAACCUAAACCGAUAACAACGAAGGUUGCUACUUUUGAACGAAGUUUAAGUGACAAUAGUUCUAAAGAUAUAAAGGUUACACCAAGUAGUAGUACAGAGAAAGCCAACAUUCCUACAAAAAUAGAGCCCGAGAAAUCUGAGUCGUUCGAAAAUGACCCCAAAAGCAGCUGGGUGAAGCAAGUCGUGAACAAAUUCCAAUGAGCUUAAUCGAGUGAUAAUUGCAUUUAGAAUGAAAUCCAUCCGUCUGUUUUUGUACUCCUCUUUUAAAAUUCCUUCAAUGUAUGAUAUCGAACUAAUUUUAAGAUAACUGGUAAAUCUUUGUAAAUAAUCGUUUAUCAAACCUCUUUGAGCUUUGAUGUCUUGUGCCAUAGACAAGAUUGUAAACAGGGUGUCCCAAAAUGGGUGAAUAAAAUUGCUUAAAAAAAUACAAAAAAAAAAAAUAAUAAUUAAGCAAUGCUGGCAGCAAACCUGGUGGAAGUAAAAAGAACUCUAUUGAGUGAUAACUAGAGCCGAAAAUAUCUUAAAAUUAUCGCCCAUAGUAAUUUGAUUUACCCAUUCUGUGACACUGUGUAUUUGCCGUAUGUUUCACGAUGCACAAAGGCACGGUAUAAAUAGAAACAUGCUUAUUUUGCUAAUAUAUUUAUUCGAAAGUGCCAUUAUAAACAUUUAUCUCAUUAGGUAUACUUACUCCAAUUGAUGACACUAUGUAAUAUCAUCAAAUGAUAUUUUAAUAUUAAUUUUACAUUUAUUUUUGGUUUGAGUAUGGUUAAUACUUAAAAUAAAAGAUAUUUUUUCAUAAUCUCACGGACGUUAUAAUUCGUGUGUAAAUAUAAUAUUUUUUCUACAUCUGUGCAAUUCAAUUACGUCUACUUACUUAAAAUAUUUAUUUUUUUAGCGUUAAGUUUUACUAACACCAAAAAAUAGAUUGUUCUAGUAUUAUUUGUGUACUAAUUUUAUUGAUUAUGUUGCUGUUUUUUAUUUCGUUGAUAUGCAAUUCAUAUUAUUUUAGUUUAUUAUUAAAAUUACCUAGUGGUAUUCCUUUAAAACAAUAUUCAAAAUGUUUUAAACAAUGUUUAACGUAAUAAAAAUGUCCAUUAAACAAUAUUAAGCAAUGUAGUUGGAUUAUUAAGUUAAGCGCAUACUUAAAUUGUGGAGACUGUUAGACGUGUAAGUUAUCGUAUGUCAUUUCUAAGUUCUAACAUUAGGACAAAAUAGUAAAUUAAUAUUACUAACAUUGAGUUAUGGUCACACUUGUUCCAAUUUUAAAAUUUUGUUUUGCAACGAACUUUCAACGUCUAUGUUUUUAAUUAUGCUAAAAAUUACGUUCUCAAUUUAAAUUUAUUUUUUAAGCUGACUUUUUUUCUCUACGGCUUGCAUGAACAUAGCCAGUUUCAUGUUAAAUAGGCUCUACAAAAUCAUUUUUUUUUGUUUUUACAUGAAAAAUAAACCUUUUGUUUUUAAAUGAAAUUGUUUUAUGAAAAUAAAAAUUUAAGCCAUUGUACCUACUUUCACAAAUAACUUGAUUUUGUUUUAUAUUUUUUUGCAAAAGUGUGUCAUACAUAUUUACAAUAUUGUAUUCUCUACAUUAUUGAAUGAAUUUGUUUUUGUUUUACCUACACUUACAAACUUUUAA
Messenger RNA from Ostrinia furnacalis (Asian corn borer), 6987 nucleotides. It is a transcript of the gene GEFmeso, whose product is annotated as Guanine nucleotide exchange factor in mesoderm. The record is from RefSeq and is a predicted model, not a curated record. Gene Ontology annotation, molecular function: small GTPase binding; guanyl-nucleotide exchange factor activity. Bases 237 to 5555 code for a protein of 1772 amino acids. Lineage: Eukaryota; Metazoa; Arthropoda; Insecta; Lepidoptera; Crambidae. The transcript has 8 exons.